Molecule: messenger RNA, 279 nt
Organism: Heterostelium album PN500
Lineage: Eukaryota; Evosea; Eumycetozoa; Acytosteliales; Acytosteliaceae
Exons: 2
Coding region: 1-279 (92 amino acids)
Source: RefSeq, a predicted model, not a curated record
AUGAAUCCUUCAAAUAGACCUACUCGUAGAAAAUCAGAAAGAUUUGAACAUAAAUAUUUAGAUAAAUCAUCACUUUGUUCAACUUCAUAUCAUUCAAUAAUAACAGACUCACCUUCAACAUUCACCUACGAUAAUGAUAUUUUAUUUUUCUCAAUCGUUUCAAACAUAUUUGUUAAUAAGUUUAAAGAAGAACCACCUAUUCAACAUAAUAAUAAUCUUCCUCCAACUAUUCAAUCAUCAUUAGACGCUUUAAAAUAUAAAUAUUUGAAGAUUUAUUAG